Molecule: messenger RNA, 3811 nt
Organism: Choloepus didactylus (southern two-toed sloth)
Lineage: Eukaryota; Metazoa; Chordata; Mammalia; Pilosa; Megalonychidae
Gene: SMC1B
Product: structural maintenance of chromosomes 1B
Exons: 25
Coding region: 1-3708 (1235 amino acids)
Biological process (GO): sister chromatid cohesion
Cellular component (GO): chromosome; cohesin complex; nucleus
Molecular function (GO): protein binding; DNA binding; ATP binding
Source: RefSeq, a predicted model, not a curated record
AUGGGUCGCUUGGACCUGCUGGUUGUGGAGAAUUUCAAGUCGUGGCGAGGCCGCCAGGUCAUCGGCCCCUUCAGGAGGUUCACCUGUAUAAUUGGCCCCAACGGCUCCGGAAAAUCUAAUGUAAUGGAUGCACUUAGUUUUGUAAUGGGAGAAAAAACAGUUAAUUUGAGAGUGAAAAAUAUUCAAGAACUUAUUCAUGGAGCACAUAUUGGAAAACCUAUUUCUUCUUUUGCAAGUGUAAAAAUUGUAUAUGUGGAGGAGAGUGGAGAAGAGAAAACAUUUACAAGAAUUAUUCGAGGGGGAUGCUCAGAAUUUCAUUUCAAUGAUAACCCUGUGAAUCGGUCUGCUUAUAUAGCAGAGUUGGAAAAGAUAGGCAUACUAGUCAAAGCAAGGAACUGUCUAGUUUUUCAAGGAACUGUAGAGUGUAUUUCAAUGAAAAAACCCAAAGAAAGAACCCAGUUUUUUGAGGAAAUCAGCACUUCAGGAGAGCUUAUAGGAGAAUAUGAGGAAAAGAAAAAAAAGUUACAGAAAGCUGAAGAGGAUGCGCACUUUAAUUUUAACAAGAAAAAAAAUGCAGCUGCAGAACGUAAACAAGCAAAAUUAGAGAAGGAAGAGGCAGAACGUUACCAGAGUCUCCUUGAAGAACUGAAAAUGAAAAAGAUACAACUGCAGCUUUUCCAACUAUAUCAUAAUGAGAAAAAAAUUCAUUUUUUGAAGACUGAGCUUGAGCAUGUGAAUAGGGAUUUGAGUGUCACGAAAGAGUCUCUUUCUCGUCAUGAAAACAUAGUUAAAGCUAAAAAGAAGAAACAUGGAAUGCUAACUAGACAACUCCAACAAACAGAAAAAGAAUUGAAAUCUCUUGAAGCACUUUUAAAUCAGAAGAAACCUCAGUACAUUAAAGCCAAAGAAAAUACUUCUCACCACCUCAAGAAAUUAGAUGUGGCUAAGAAAUCAAUAAAGGAUAAUGAGAAACAGUGUUCUAAACAGGAAGAUGAUAUAAGAGCCCUGGAAAUGGAACUGGUUGAUUUAGAUGGUGCAUGGAAAAGUUUUGAAAAGCAGGUUGAGGAGGAAAUCUUACGUAAAGGGAGAGAUAUUGAACUGGAAGCAAGUCAGCUGGAUCAUUAUAAGGAACUUAAGGAACAAGUAAGAAAGAAAGUGGCUAUAAUGACCCAACAACUGGAAAAACUGCAGUGGGAGCAGAAGGCUGAUGAAGAAAGACUGACAUUUGAAAAGAGGAGGCAUGGAGAAGUUCAGGGAAAUCUAAAACAAAUAAAAGAACAAAUAGAAGAUUAUAGAAAACGAAUAGAGAAGUUGGAGGAAUAUACAAAGACAUGCAUUGAUUGCUUGAAAGAGAAAAAACAGCAAGAAGAAGCCCUAGUGGAAGAAAUUGAAAAAACAAAAUCAAGAAUGUCUGAAGUUAAUGAAGAAUUGAAACUUAUUAGCACUGAAUUGCAGAAUGCUGGAAUUGACACUCAUGAGGGAAAACGUCAGCAAAAGAGAGCAGAGGUUCUGGAACACCUCAAAAGACUUUAUCCAGAUUCUGUGUUUGGAAGACUGCUUGACCUGUGUCAUCCUAUUCAUAAGAAAUACCAGCUGGCUGUUACUAAACUUUUUGGCCGCUACAUGAUUGCCAUUGUUGUAACCUCUGAAAAAGUAGCAAGAAAUUGUAUUCGAUUUCUGAAAGAGGAAAGAGCUGAACCAGAGACAUUCCUUGCCCUAGAUUACCUUGAUAUCAAGCCAAUAAAUGAAAGAUUGAGGGAGAUUAAAGGCUGUAAAAUGGUGAUUGAUGUUAUAAAGACUCAGUUUCCUCAGCUGAAGAAAGUGAUACAGUUUGUGUGUGGAAAUGGCCUAGUCUGUGAGACUGUGGAAGAAGCAAGGCAUAUUGCAUUCAAUGGACCUGAAAGACGGAAAACAGUAGCUCUUGAUGGAACAUUAUUUUUAAAAUCUGGGGUGAUCUCUGGAGGGUCAAGUGACUUAAAAUACAAAGCUAGAUGCUGGGAUGAGAAAGAGUUAAAGAAUUUAAGAGACAGAAGAAGCCAGCUAAUCCAAGAACUAAAGGAUUUAAUGAAGAUACUCCGUAAGGAAACAGAUUUGAAACAAAUACAGACUCUAAUACAAGGAACUCAUACACGACUCAAAUAUUCACAAAGUGAGCUAGAGACGAUUAAAAAGAAGCAUCUUGCUGCUUUUUACAGGGAACAAUCCCAGCUACAAAGUGAACUGCUAAAUAUUGACUCUCAGUGUACCAUGCUGAAGGAAGGAAUCAAAGAACGACAACAAAGAAUUGAAGAAUUUCAAGAAAAAAUAGAUAAGGUAGAAGAUGAUAUUUUCCAACACUUUUGUGAAGAAAUUGGCGUGGAAAAUAUUCGUGAAUUCGAGAGCAAACGUGUUAAACAGCAACAAGAAAUUGACCAAAAAAGAUUAGAAUUUGAGAAACAAAAAACUCUGCUUAAUAUUCAACUCGAAUAUAGUCGCAAUCAGCUGAAGAAGAAACAGAAUAAGAUCAACACAUUAAAAGAAACUAUCCAGAAAGGUAGAGAAGACAUUGAAAACCUAAAGAAGGUUGAAGAAAAUUGUCUGCAAAUUGUGGAUGAACUCAUGGCUAAGCGGCAGCAACUUAAGGAUAUAUUUGUCACUCAGAAUUCUGACCUUGAGAAAGUCCAAACUCAACUUGAAGAAGAACGGAAAAAGUUUUUGGCUGUUGAUAGGGAAGUAGGGAAAUUACAAAAAGAAGUUGUAAUCAUUCAAACUUCUCUGGAACAGAAACGAUUGGAGAGGCAUAAUAUACUGCUUGAUUGCAAAGUUCAAGACAUUGAAAUAAAUCUUUUGUUGGGGUCAUUGGAUGACAUCAUUGAGGUGGAGUUGGGAACUGAAGUAGAAAGUACCCAAGCAACAAUUGAUAUAUAUGAAAAAGAAGAAGCCAUUGAAGUUGACUACAGCUCUCUAAGAGCGGAUUUGAAGGCUCUACCAUCAGAUAAAGAGGUGGAGGCCCAACUUCGGCUCUUACUGCAGGAAAUAGCAUCUGAAGAAGACCUUUUAUUGAAAACAGCUGCUCCAAACUUGAGAGCCCUGGAGAACUUGAAGACUGUCAGAGACAAGUUUCAGGAAUCCGCAGAUGCUUUUGAGGCCAGCAGAAAGGAAGCCAGAAUGUGUAGGCAAGAGUUUGAACAGGUGAAAAAAAGGAGAUAUGAUCUUUUCAGCCAGUGUUUUGAGCACGUCUCAAUCUCAAUUGACCAAAUCUACAAGAAGCUCUGCAGGAACAGCAGUGCCCAAGCAUUUCUUAGCCCAGAGAAUCCCGAAGAACCUUAUUUGGAGGGAAUUAGCUAUAAUUGUGUGGCCCCAGGAAAGCGGUUUAUGCCGAUGGACAACUUGUCAGGGGGAGAAAAGUGCGUGGCAGCCUUGGCUCUCCUGCUUGCUGUGCACAGCUUUCGGCCUGCUCCAUUCUUUGUUUUAGAUGAAGUAGAUGCAGCCCUGGAUAAUACUAAUAUUGGCAAAGUUUCAAGUUACAUCAAAGAGCAGACACGAGAACAGUUUCAGAUGAUAAUCAUUUCCCUAAAAGAGGAGUUCUAUUCCAGAGCCGACGCAUUAAUAGGCAUCUAUCCAGAGCAAGACGACUGCAUGUUCAGCCGAGUUCUGACCCUAGAUCUUUCUCAGUAUCCAGACACUGAAGGCCAAGAAAGCAACAAGAAACACCAGCGAUCCCACUAAGAACCAAGCAGAGCGCCCUCCUGAGCAAGCGCCAGCUGCCAGGCCAGCAGGAGCGCCCCGGAGGGUCACGUUAUCACUGUUCAGUUCCCACCCAAAUGUUCAC